UUUCAACGUGAACAUCAACAGCUCUCAAACCCUAUUUGCCCAUACUACAAGCAUCCAUUAUAAAUCCCACUUCACUUAUUUUGAUUAAUACUUCUCUAUUAACUUGCAGGUGUUGCUUCUUACUUCCAAGUUUUCAACCUCAGCCGCAAAAGAGGUUGCUACCGAUAGACAAUAUGCGGGAACUUUUCCUCACUGCAUCCGUCAAGGAUUCAGAUUUCGCAAUGGCUUGCGCAGUCCUACAAGGUUUGACGUGGAUGAACGCCCGUCACACCGUCCACCGUAUUCUAUUCUUCCAUGGCCAGCCACAGCCGCAGCCCCUAAAAGUCACGCGCGCUUUCCAGCAAUCACGCUUCUUGCAGCUCUGGAAAGAUCUAAGUAGCCAAUUAAAUCGGUCAUCAUAUGUUAUUCAACUGGCCUACGAACUUGUACCAGAUAGGGAUUUCGGCAAAGAAACUAAUAUGGAGUUCAAUGCUUUACCUGGCACUUUGCGGUGGACAGAUCUACCAGACCCUCUUCGAGACACACCAGUAACGCAAAGAAAGAAGAUUGAGAUUCCAGAGCAGAAUAGUCUUCCGACGGCUCUCACUGACAACGGCUUCCAGUACAAGAAUGAAAUUAUUCAGGAGAGCUACUCCUUCGUCAGGGAGAAUGUCGAAUUCGUUUUCAGCAGAUACUAUCACCUUCCAGAAUCUCAAGGGCGGCCACUGGCUGCUCUCCCUCCCUGGGCCGAUCUCCGGCCAGUAGAUCCGGCACAGAAAUGGGUGUUGAAUGUGAAACUGAAUGUCAUUGAUGACAGCCAGCCGGAAAAGGUGAAGAAAGCAAAUGGGGAGCUCUUAGUUGUUAAGGCAGAGCUUGAGAAGAUAUUUGAUUUUAAGGCUGUUGACCGGAGGGUCUUCGACACUAGGAUUGCACCGCCCCCUGUAAUACCUGGCCGAGGAUAGAACAGCUUUCAUGCUGUUGGUACAAUUGCCAGCCUGGUCUAAGAAGGCGUGUCAUCCCGAUGGCGGCUAAGGCCCCGAGAUUCUCUACGAAGAAAUGCAAGAUGACUGAGCUGGUACGGAACACCAAGGCAAUGGACACAUAUAAAGGGGGUAGUCCUUCUGCAAAAGAUAUAGAGGGAAGGGGUAUCAAGGAUAUAACAUGCGCCCAUGUAGUCGACAGAUGGACAUGGCCACGCGGUGUUAAUACAUAUUACAUCUGCCUAAGGUAACUUAGCAUUUCCUCGGAACCUAGCCGUCCAGUUUAAUGGGAGAAAACAUGCCCAAUAAAGGAAUCAUUACUUUUGUGCACAUUUAUGGCCGCUAGGAGGUACCUAGGUAGUACGCAAGCUGAACUGGACGUUCAUGUCUCAACAAUAUCGUUGCCCUGUUAAAUUUCUGUGAUGACAACUUCUAUAUCAAAAGAAAUAUAAUUCAAC
Molecule: messenger RNA, 1417 nt
Organism: Daldinia decipiens
Lineage: Eukaryota; Fungi; Ascomycota; Sordariomycetes; Xylariales; Hypoxylaceae
Product: mediator complex, subunit Med18
Exons: 2
Coding region: 174-941 (255 amino acids)
Biological process (GO): termination of RNA polymerase II transcription; regulation of transcription by RNA polymerase II
Cellular component (GO): core mediator complex; mediator complex
Molecular function (GO): transcription coregulator activity
Source: RefSeq, a predicted model, not a curated record